Molecule: messenger RNA, 1061 nt
Organism: Drosophila busckii
Lineage: Eukaryota; Metazoa; Arthropoda; Insecta; Diptera; Drosophilidae
Product: extensin
Exons: 2
Coding region: 53-943 (296 amino acids)
Source: RefSeq, a predicted model, not a curated record
CCAAAUCCAACGAACUUUACAACCAACGCCUGCUUCAACAAUAUCAACAACAAUGAAACUCUUCAUCUUGGCUGUGUGCGCUAUUGCCGCCGUUUCGGCUGAUGUCUCCCAUCUGAACUUGGGCGGCGGUGGCCGUGGCUACAACUACGAGAAGCCAUCGACAGCUUUUGAGAUUGGUGGCAACACUGGCGGUCACUCGGUUGGCCACUCUGGUGGUCACUCCAUCGGUCACUCCGGUGGCUUCACUGACGUUGCUCCCGCUCCAGCCUUCUCUAUUCCUGCUCCAGCGCCCGCUCCAGAGUAUCUGCCUCCUCAUCAUGAGCAUCACGAGCAUGAGCAGCACUUUGCCGCCCCAGCUCCUGCUCCAGUCUACUCUGCCCCAGCAGCUGCGGUCCCCAGCUUCGGCGCACCUGCUCCCGAGCAAGAAUAUCUGCCACCUGUGCAGGACAUUCCCGCCGCCGCUCCUGGUUCCAUCUACUCCGCCCCCGGCAAUGCCGCUCCCGCUCCCGAGUAUCUGCCUCCUCAUCAUGAACAUCACCAUGAGAUCCACCACUCUGGCCCAGCUCACACUCCAGUCUUCUCCGCACCCGCACCAGCCUUCUCCGGCGCUCCCGCUCCUGGACCCGAGUAUCUGCCACCCACCCAGGACUUCGGUAUUCCCUCAUCUGGCCCAGCUUACGCUGCUCCCGCACCCGUUGCCGAAUACUCCGCCCCCGGCUUCUCUGCUCCCGCACCUGGCUUCGCCGCCCCAGCUCCCGCUCCCGAAUAUCUGCCACCCCAGCACGAGAUUCCCGCUCCAGCUCCCGCUCCCGUCUACUCAGCCCCAGCUGCUGCUCCCAUCUUCUCAGCUGCUGCUGCCGCUCCCAUUGCCCCCUCCAGCGGCAUCGCUGCCCAGGAGAACGGCUAUGACUACAGCGCACCAGCCAAGCGUUUCCGUUUCUAAGCAAACACAUCCUCAUCCCAUCCUCAUUGCUGGAGCGAACGCUUGUUAAAUUAACAAGUCGUUGCGUCUCCUUGUUGUUGAUCUUUUGUUGUUAAUAUGCAAAGUUUCUGUUGAGAUU